GCGGCGGCGGCGGCGGCUGCUGGUCUGAGCCUGGCUGAGCGCGGGCCGGGGAUGCGCGCGGGCGGCGCAUCGCGCCGGUGAGAGCCGCGGCCGCCGGGUGGGCCCCGCCGCGGGGGGCGCUGCGCCGUGACAGCAGCACCAUGAGCAGCCCGGACGCCGCGGCCGGCUACCUGCUCUGCACCAACUGCCGCAAAGUGCUGCGCAAGGAUGCGCGGAUUCGAGUGUCUCCACCCUUAACUAGAGGACCUAGUGCCUUCAUUCCGGAGAAGGAGGUCAUCCCUGCACACCCCGCAGACGAGCGCACCAGCUUCCUGGUGGAGGAGUACUCGACCUCCGGCCGCCUGGACAACAUCACGCAAGUCAUGGGCCUGCACACGCAGUACCUGGAGUCCUUCCUGCGGAGCCAGUUCUACCUGCUGCGCAUGGACGGGCCCCUGCCGCUGCCACAGCGCCACUACAUCGCCAUCAUGGCUGCGGCGCGCCACCGGUGCUCUUACCUGAUCAACAUGCACGUGGAUGAGUUUCUCAAGACGGGCGGCAGCGCCCAGUGGCUGGACGGGCUGGAGUAUGCACCGCAGAGGCUGCGCAACCUCAGUGAGGUCAACAAGCUACUGGCACACCGGCCCUGGCUGCUCAGCAAGGAUCACAUCCAGAACCUCGUCAGGACAGGGGAGAACAACUGGUCCCUGCCGGAGCUGGUCCACGCCGUGGUCCUGCUGGCCCACUACCACGCCCUGGCCAGCUUUGUCUUCGGCAGUGGCAUCAACCCCGAGCAGGACCCUGAGAUCACCAACGGCUUCCGGCUCAUCUCCGUGAACAGCUUCUGCGACUGCGACCUGGCGAACGACAACAGCAUCGAGAACGCCUCUCUGAGCGGCACCAACUUUGGGCUCGCAGACUCCCUCGGGGAGCUGGAGGCCUUGGUGGAGAGGAUGAAGAGGCUGCAGGAGCAGCGGACAGAGGACCCGGUCUCGCAGGCUGACAGAAAUGCUCGUUUCGAGCAAGAGCAGGAGGAGGACCUGUUCAUGGCCUCGGAAGACACUUUCCACUCGUUCCCUCCUUCCGACUUUGAAGAGGAUGCGGCCAUCUCUGCUGGCAUCUCCCAGUACGUUGACGACCCCGGCUUUGGGUACGAGGACUUCGCCAGGCACGGGGAAGAGCAUUUGCCAACGUUCCGCGCCCAGGAUUACACGUGGGAGAUCCACGGCUUUUCCCUGGUGAACAGACUCUACUCGGACAUGGGCCACCUGCUGGACGAGAAGUUCCGCAUGGCCUCCAGCCUCACCUACAGCAGCAUGGCCACGCGCGAGGGCGUGGACACCAGCACCCUGCGCCGGGCCCUGUUCAACUACGUCCACUGCAUGUUCGGGAUCAGGUACGAUGACUAUGACUACGGGGAAGUGAACCAGCUUCUGGAGCGGAGCCUAAAGGUCUACAUCAAGACAGUAGCCUGCUACCCCGAGAGAACCACCAAGCGCAUGUACGACAGCUACUGGCGCCAGUUCAGGCACUCGGAGAAGGUGCAUGUGAACCUGCUCCUCAUGGAGGCCCGGAUGCAGGCUGAGCUACUCUAUGCCCUCCGAGCCAUCACUCGGUACCUGACUUGAAGGCCCCGACCCCACAUGGAGGCGCAGGACCACCUUUCCCAGGACUGGGCGGCAGCAGCUGUGUGUGCCGGGCCACGUGCCCCUGUGGCUGUGAAGUGCAAUGGUGUGUCCGACCCUCCCUGACACUCCUGGC
Sorex fumeus (smoky shrew) is the source of this 1740-nucleotide messenger RNA. RefSeq names its product sestrin 3 (gene SESN3). Gene Ontology annotation, biological process: positive regulation of macroautophagy; cellular response to L-leucine; regulation of response to reactive oxygen species. The transcript has 10 exons. Bases 141 to 1607 code for a protein of 488 amino acids. The record is from RefSeq and is a predicted model, not a curated record. Gene Ontology annotation, molecular function: L-leucine binding; oxidoreductase activity, acting on peroxide as acceptor. Gene Ontology annotation, cellular component: nucleus. Lineage: Eukaryota; Metazoa; Chordata; Mammalia; Eulipotyphla; Soricidae.